AUGCCGGUGAAGGUGUAUAUAACUCUGGAAUCAGCGACACAUCUUCGACGACCAAUUUUGUCAACAGAUUUUGCCGAAAUAAGCAGCAAGCAGGAGUAUCCGGGAUAUGGAUGGUUUAAGCUGUGGUACUCAGGAAGUGAGAGGCGGCAGAAUAGAGUGGGCAUAUUAGUGGACGAGGAUCUUAGAGGAAGGGUGGUGGAAGUUAGGCGGGUAUGUGAUAGGCUAAUGAGCAUUAAGCUGGUCGUUGGGGACUUCAGUUUGCAUGUGUGUAGUGUUUAUGCGCCGCAGUUAGGCUUGGAUGAGGAGGUGAAAGCAAGUUUUUGGGAGGCUUUGGAUGAGAAUGAAGAAGUUAAAAAGAAAGUGGGGAGUAAGAAGGGGGCGCAUGUUAAGUUUAUUGAGAGUAAGGAUAAGGAGGAGAAGUGGGUGAAUAGGGAGGUGUACAAAUUACCAAAGAAUGAGGCCAAGUUAGCAUUUACGGUGGCUAAGACGGCAGCGUUUGAGAGCAUAUAUGUGGGGUUAGAAAAGAAAGGAGGGGAAAAGAGAUUGUAUAGGCUGGCUAAAGCUAGGGAGCGAAAGGUUCUUGACCUCGAUCUAGUGAAAUGCAUUAAGGGGGAGGAUGGGAGUGUUUUGGUGAAGGAUGUCCACAUUAAGAAAAAAUGGCAGGACUAUUUUCAUGGUUUAUUGAACGAGGAGGGGGACAGAAGCAUUAAGCUAGGGGAGCUGGAGCACUUGGAGGAUAAUUGGGAUUUUGGUUACUGUAGACGUUCUAAGGUUGAGGAGGUCAGAGAGGCUAUUCAUAGGAUGCGGAGGGGCAGGGCGAUAGGGCUUGAUGAAAUUUUAGUGGAUUUUUGUAAGUUUACUGGUGGAGCUAGUUUGAGCUGGUUCUAA
Molecule: messenger RNA, 888 nt
Organism: Capsicum annuum
Lineage: Eukaryota; Viridiplantae; Streptophyta; Magnoliopsida; Solanales; Solanaceae
Exons: 4
Coding region: 1-888 (295 amino acids)
Source: RefSeq, a predicted model, not a curated record